Somion occarium is the source of this 1472-nucleotide messenger RNA. The record is from the annotation of a GenBank genome assembly. NCBI's taxonomy places the organism in Eukaryota, Fungi, Basidiomycota, Agaricomycetes, Polyporales, Cerrenaceae.
ACUUUUUGAAUGGGAAUGUUUCGUCUUUACAAUUUCCAACAAGUGUUACGAAUCGUUAAAAGGCCACUAGAACGCACAGUAGGCCUCAAGAACUACCUUCACGUUCAUAAUCUGGUUCGUACGAUGUCACAAGGAAGGUCAGGCUCCAAGCCGCCCGGUCGUCCUCGGCCUUCAGCAAGUCUGAUAGUUGUCAAUCCUCGAAAUGAGGUGCUUUUGGUCCACCGAAACCCGAAUGCUGGAUCAUUUGCGAAGGCUCAUGUCUUCCCAGGCGGGAAUUAUGAUUCAACGCAAGACGAUUCCUUAAUUGUAACAGCAGUACGGGAAACCUUCGAAGAGACCGGCUUAUUACUGGUGUCUUCGCGUAAAGGAACGCUUCCUAAUGACCACGUACUGGACGAAGCGCGUGAUGCGAUCCAUUCACGGAAACUCUUAUUGAAGGACUUCCUUACGCAGCAUGAGCUGGACAUUGAUGAACGAUUUCUUUUACCCAUUACACAAUGGGUAACACCACCGACUGUUCCGAGACGUUUCCACACGCAAUUCUAUGUGGUCUUCCUAAACGCGGCAGGUUCAAUAGGGUUCUCAUCAGGCGAUAAGGAAGAACGACUACCUACUCCAGACAAAAGCCAAGAAGUCAUCGCGGCACGCUUCGUGCAUCCAUCUGCCGCAAUACAAGAGUUCAAGGCACGCAAGAUCGCCCUGUUCCCUCCACAGUUCUAUCUUUUGACCACCCUGUCCGACAUAUUACAAGGUUUGAAUAAUACUCCUGAUCAACGCGCUAGCGUAGAAGAAUUGUCGAGGGGCCCUUUUGGAAGGAUGAUUAUCAAUCCGCGGGCAUUGCCCAAGGACGACCAGGGGCGAACUACACUAACGUAUGAGGGCGAUGAGACCAGGAAUGGAUCUCCUGGCCGUCGGCAUCGCAGUGUAAUCACGUUUACGAGUGGAGGGCUCGCUGCGAAUAUUGAUUUGCAGCGUAAUUUUGACAUCUUCAAUGAGAUCGAGGAGCACACUUUCGCUCAGAAUGCGAAGCUGUAAUGUAUCUUCCCAAUUGGGAAGAUUAGUACGGAAUCUACGAGUACGAAACUAUUCCCCCUCAUGAUCAUCGCACGUUAUGCUGAUGUCAAGGUCUGACAAAGCUCCGAUGGAGCAUCUACUCGAGCCUCUCCUGUACCUUUUCGAAAUAUUUUCCACACAUGAGUUUCACUACGACGAUCCCCAGCCGUAUCAAGUGCUGGUCCCACGCCGGUCACGGACGGUUCAUGGUUCUUUCCGUUUUCCUGUGUCUGUACCUAGUCUGGGAGGCUUCGGACAUCUCGCCGUGAGGAUAUUCGUCCUAAAGAAUGCAUCCUUAUGUUUACUGUUUCUGUCUCUUCCGAUAGAAGGUAAGACCCUCACACUUGUGCUUUACUUACCGUAGCAUUCUCUUUGGUCAAUCAUCUCAUUACGCAAUGCUUCAUUCUAUCAUAAACGCC